AUGCCUAGAAUAGGCGAUUUAUUUCUGAUAUUCACUCUUUUCCCACAAUUAUUUUUUGCCACUUCGUUGGGUGCCACGAAAAACGCGUCGAUAGGUUACUGUGCUGUCGGUUUAUUCUCAUGCGACACAUCGUAUCGAAAUACUCGCUGCAUUCCGCAGAAAUGGCUCUGCGACGGCGAGAUCGACUGUGUUGAUAGAAGUGAUGAAGCACAGAAUUGUGAGAUCCAAGAAUGUCGACCGGAAGAGUUUCGAUGUCAAAAGUCAGGUCUGUGCCUGCCGGGAGUGUACAGAUGUGAUCGUGAAGUGGAUUGUGGAGAGGAUGUGCACGGAGUGAUCGACGAUUCGGAUGAGGAUACGGAAAUGUGCGGAAGCCCAAUCACAUGUGAGCCAAAUUUUCACGCCUGUUUGACCACUCAAAUCUGCAUUCCGUUGGAUCGUUUUUGUAAUGGGAUUCUGGAUUGUAAAGACGGCACAGAUGAGGGGCAAUUUUGCGACAAAAUACGCCCUAGUGGAUGCAAAUUUGGCGGCUCGCCGACAAUCAACGCUGGCUAUCGAUGCUAUUGUCCGAGGGGGCAGGAACCAAAAGGCAAUGAUUGUAUCGACGUGAACGAGUGUGAACAACGAUUGAAAGGUCUUCCACCAGUUUGCUCUCAAAAAUGCGAAAAUCUCGAGUACAAGAACGCGACAAGUGCAGGGUUUUCGUGUAGUUGUGAGGAGGGAUUCGAGCUGAUCGAUGGGAGGAAAUGCGUGCCGAAAACGGAUUCAAAUUCUGCUCUUUUUCUCAUCAGCGACUCAUCAAUCUCGUCUCGAGAUCUCGCAAAAAUUCAAGGUGAUCGACUACAAGAAACGACAGAAAAAGACCUUAAUGCUUUUGAUAUCGAUAUUGCCCAAGGAAGAGCGUGUUUCGUGAGCUCACGAAUCAUCGUUUCCGAUAAUGUGGAUAUUGACGAUGAAUCGGUAUUUGAGUGUGCGCCGGUGAAAGAUGGUAAACUCGGGAGUACGACGUUGUCCAUUGCGCCGAACACUUAUCAAUUGUCAAAUGUAAAACUUCUAAAAUUCGAUUGGAUUGCGCGCAAUUGGUACCUCGUCGACACGACUGGACGAGUGAUCAUUUUGUGUGCUGAUGAACGGUUCACUUUGUGUAAAACGAUUGUCUACAAUGGAGUCGACAAGCCGGCUGAUCUCGUUGUUGAUCCAAUCAACGGUUAUUUAUUCUAUGCGGAUUUUGGCACAAAACACACCGGCGUCUGGCGUUUUAAUCUUGAUGGAACCGAGAGGAAAAAUAUGAUUGACAAGGGAGCGGUGAUGCUACAAGCGUUGGCGAUCGAUAUCCAUUCGAAGACGUUAUACUAUUUGGAUACGUAUUUGGAGUUGAUCCGAGCCAUCAACUAUGAUCAAGCGGGAAAAUCACGAAUUGUAGCCAGUGGGAGAAUUCUCAAAUCAAUGUCUGGGAUGGUUGUGCUGGGCACGAGACUUCUGCUGGUCGGAAGGAAAAAAAUCGUUGAAUAUGACACGAUGAAGAAUAGCACUCAAAAAGCCGUUCUUUACGACGAUUACAAUGUGGAGAAAAUGGUGGAUCGAGUCGCGAUUUAUCAUGAAAGUUUGCAAAUGAGAGCUCCGAACGCAUGCCAAAAAAACAACGGUGCUUGUUCGGAUAUUUGCGUUUCAAUGCCCGGAAAAGAGGGACCAAAAGCGAAAUGUUUAUGUAAAGAAGGUUACACGAAUCGUGAUGGGAAAUGCGUGAUUGGUGGAGUGGGUGAUCCGUUGUUGAUCUUUGCUCGAAUACGACCAGCGAGCAUAGCCGGGAUUCCGCUACAAAUCGAGAGCACACCAUUGAAUACUUCAAAAGUCGAGCAAUUGAUGCCCCCAAUCCAGCACCUCUUUCGGCCAACAGCUCUAACGAUUGACUCACAAAAAAUGCAUCUUUAUUUCUCAGAUGCUCGCAAUUUCACAAUCUAUCGACGAUCGAUUCAGAAAACGGAACUCGAAGUGGUGAUUGAGUCGGGUCUCUCCAAUUGCGAGGGUUUAGCAUAUGAGUGGACAUCUGGGAACAUCUACUACACUGAUCAAGGUCUGCGUCAUGUCGGGGUUUUCUCGAGUCGCAAUCCGAAACACCGAAAGAUUCUCCUCGACACUGAGAUGCGAAAUCCGCGCGCGAUUGCUGUUCAUCCAAUUAAGGGAUAUCUCUUCUUCUCGGAUUGGUCAGAGAACGCGGAUGGAAAAGCGAAAAUCGAGAGAGCAAAACUGGAUGGAUCUGAACGAAAGACUUUGAUAAAUCGAAGAAUUCAAUGGCCAAACGGUUUAUCGAUCGAUUUCGAGAACGAUUUUCUGUACUGGUGCGACGCUUUUUAUGCGCACAUUGAGCGGAUUCGACUGAAUGGAAGCGAUAGAGAAAUUGUUGUCGCUUCUCAAUGGGUCAAUCACCCUUACGGACUCUCCGUCUACAACGGUUUUCUCUUUUGGUCGGAUUUCAAGGCUGGAGUGAUUAAACGAGCGCUUCUCUCAAGCACAUCAAAUGCGACGAAUGUUGUGACGAUCUACGAAGAGACGUCACCGAUUUUUGAGCUUCAAAUCUACGAACAACAUCUGCAAAAAGAAACGACCGCUUGCUCGAAAGACAAUGGAGGCUGCGAGCAGUUGUGCUUUCCGAUGGGUUGCAAAGGAUCGGUCGGUUGCGAGCCGGGCAAGUGCGUUUGUGUGGACGGCUACAAAGUGGAUCCGUUGAAUAAAAAGAAAUGCAUAGUGGAUCCGAAUUACAAGCCGAAAGCGGCGUGCAACGACACGGCCAUGUUCAAAUGUUUGAGACAUCAAAAAUGCAUUGACAAGUCCCGACUUUGCGAUGGAGAAGACGAUUGCGGAGAUGAGAGUGACGAGGAUCCGAAGGGAGCUUGCAAAGAUUUCAAAUGCCAAAACGUAAAGGAUUUCAAAUGUGAUGGUACACUUUGCAUCGACGAGAAAUGGGUUUGCGAUGGUCGACCCGAUUGCAAAGAUAAAUCGGAUGAAGAUUCAAAAAGAUGUGAAGGAAAAGCAACCAUUUGCCCGAGUAAACAUUUCCAAUGCGAGAAAACGAAGCGCUGCAUUCCGGCCGCAUGGACUUGUGACGGGCAAAGAGAUUGUGGAGAUGGGGAUCGAUCGGAUGAAGUGAAAAACUAUGAUGGAGAACUCUGUGCAGAAAUCAAAACUCGAUCCACUUAUGGCUGUAAACCCUCGGAAUUCUCUUGCUUAAACGGGAAAUGCAUUUUGAUGAAAUUCGUCUGCGAUGGGAUGCCCGAUUGUCGCGAUGCAAGCGAUGAGCUGAACUGUGAACAUGACUGUGUCCGUGGCUAUCAAUUCCAAUGUGGUGCUGGCCAACCGUGUCUCCCAGUCAGUUUCCAGUGUGACCAAGUGGUCGAUUGCCCGGAUGGGAGUGACGAAUCGAAUGCAACAUGCCCCGACUCCUUUACUCAAUCCAUUGCAAAAGGCGGUUGUGGUGAUAAAAUGUUCGAAUGUCUUCCGGGUUUUUGCAUCCGAGAAGCUUUUGUUUGCGAUGGGUCAGCGGAUUGCCCGAAUGGGAUCGAUGAGCUCAAAUGUGAAAAGAAACCGCUAACUUGUGCGGUGGAAAGCGAAUGGAAAUGUUUGGACGAGAGUCGAUGCAUUCCACACGCUUUUCUUUGCGAUGGUUUCAUCGAUUGCGGCGAUAAAAGCGAUGAGGCGAAUUGUGCUUCAUCAAAAACGGUGAACCCCCAUCGGUGCAUUGAGCCAAAUUUCCUCUGCCGAAAUGAUACUCGAAAUCGAUGCAUUAGUCCGGAAAAGGUAUGCGAUUUGAUUCAAGAUUGCCCGAAUGGUGAUGAUGAGGGUUUACUUUGUGGGGAGAGAAUGUGUCGUCGUGGCUCUCUCUGUGAUCACAAAUGUUUCGAUCGUCCCACCGGUUAUGUGUGCUCGUGUGAGGAUGGAUAUGCGUUGGAUAGUGAUGGGAAGACUUGUAAAAAAAAAGAUCCCUGUUCUUUCGGCGCCUGUUCCCAGCUCUGUGAGCCACAUGGAGCUUUACCGUAUUGCUAUUGCGAGGCUGGAUACGAGAUCAAAAGUGAUCUUUUCUCAUGCAAAAUCAGCGAAACCUCAGCCCGUCCCUCUUUUAUUUACACGAAUCGGCACGAGAUUCGAAUGCUGUCGUUUGGGAGUUCGCAAUCGAUUCCACUCACAUCAACGAUGCGAAAUGCGAUUGCGUUAGAUUAUUAUUAUGAAGAUGACGACAACAUCACAAUUUUUUGGACUGAUAUCGCUAAUGACAUGAUCUAUCGAGGAGAAUUAAUCAAAAAAGUACUUGUCAACAUUCAUCCUGUGAUUCGACACGGUUUAUGGACGGCUGAGGGUCUGGCUGUGGAUUGGUUAGGGAAGAAUAUUUACUGGGUCGACAGUUUUCUCGAUCAGAUCGAGGUAGCCAAAUUCGAUGGCUCAAUGCGAGCGACGGUGCUCCGCGGAAACAUGUCCAAUCUCCGAUCGCUGUCAUUGGAUCCAAAAAGUGGUUUAAUGUUCUGGACAGAUUGGGAAGAAACAAGACCGAGAAUCGAAAGAGCGACAAUGGCCGGCGAGGAUCGAAAAGUCAUUUUUGAGGUGAAAGGCGUGGUGACUGGAGGAUGGCCGAACGGGAUCACGUGCGAUUUGACUGCGCAAAGGGUUUACUGGCUUGACGCAAAAUCGGACAGCAUUCACACGAUCACCUAUGACGGAACUGAUCACAUCGAGGUGUUGCGAGAUAGCAGUCAUUUAGCUCAUCCGUUCUCGGUGGCUCUUUUCGAAUCGCAUGUCUAUUGGACUGAUUGGAGGAUUAUGGCUAUUGUCAGGGCCAACAAAUGGAAUGGAACCAAAGUGCAAAUCGUCGAGUCGACUUUCACGCAACCAUUUGAUCUGAAGAUCGUUCAUCGACUGAAACAACCCAGAAGCAUAAAAACGGGACCUUGUUGGCCGAAAAGCGACUGUUCACACAUUUGCCUUAUUAAUGGGAAAAUUGGAAGCAAGUGUGCUUGUCCGCAAAUGAUGCGCCUCAAAGCCGAUAAUAAGACGUGUGAAGGCAUUGAACAAACGCUUUUCAUUUCAUCAAACGGAUCUGUUUGGGCGAUUGAUCUCGAUCCACCGAACGACCCAGUAUUUCCAAUAAUCGGAAUGAGGGGACACGAUGGUAUGUGUAAA
This is a messenger RNA of Mesorhabditis belari, 5166 nucleotides long. The record is from the annotation of a GenBank genome assembly. NCBI's taxonomy places the organism in Eukaryota, Metazoa, Nematoda, Chromadorea, Rhabditida, Rhabditidae.